CUUUCAGCUGCCUAUCGACAUUCGAUGUUGUUGGAUCGUGAAGUUGCAGUAAAAGGCUAUAAACAAAAAUCUAAUCCUCAAUAUUUUCACUGGUGAAUAGCAAAUGACUAAGAGUUAUAAUUUUACUGUGUCAUGUCAACGUUAAGUGAAUACAUUUGUCAGCUAUCUACGGAGGAAAAAGCGUAUUUGGCGGCCAAUUUGAAUGAAACUGACGAAACCAGGCCAAUUAAAAUAGCUGAAAUAAGACAGUGGAUAAUAGAGAAUGAUAACUUACAUGCGCCUACUGACGACUUUUUUGUUCUUCGUUUCUUAAGAGCAUGCAAAUUUAAUGUGGAGAAAACAAAAUCUAAAUUACAGAAUUAUUAUAAACAGAGAACAAAUUUGCCAGAAUGGUACAGUAACAGGAAUCCCUUUUUAUCAGAGUUACAAGAACUUUUUGAUUUAGGGGUACUUUUACCUUUGAGAAAAUUAGAUAACGAGGGCAGAAUGAUCGUGAUAAUACGUGCGGCCGUACACUCUCCCAGAAAGCACAAAAUGACAGACAUGUUGAAGGCAGCAUUAAUGAUUUUGGAUCUAGUAUUACGAGAUCACGAGUUCGUUACGAUUUACGGUAUAACGGCUAUUUUGGACAUAGGAGGCAUUACGUAUGAACACGUUCUUCAAUUACCACCGAAUGUUAUUAAGAAUUUAGUUCAUGCAUGGCAGGGCUGCUACCCUGUUAGAAUUUAUUCGCUGAACUUUAUUAAUGCUCAUAAAUUCAUAAAUGUAGUAUUGAACAUUUUUAGAAGUUUUAUGACUAAAAAAUUGAGACAAAGGGUACAUGUUCAUGCACGUGGUAAAUUAAAGUUGUACGAAACUUUACCAAUGGAUAUAUUACCAAAAGAAUAUGGUGGUAUGGAUGGAACAGUGAAAGAAUUAAGCGGUAAAGUUUUUGUUUCAUACGGUGCUUGUAUGUGGGUAAAUAAGACGAAUGUUAAUUAUGUCAUUUUAAUUAUGCUUCAGAGUAUUGGAAACGUAAGGUUAAAGAGAAUCGAGAGUGGUUCGCCGAGGAAGAAAAAUACAAAUUGUCGUUAAGUAACUAAAUUGAUUCUAAUUUGUGAUAACGAGGGAUUGCAUAUGCAAUUGUCGAGUAGUUAAUAGUAGAC
Eufriesea mexicana is the source of this 1145-nucleotide messenger RNA. Its product is annotated as alpha-tocopherol transfer protein. Bases 133 to 1074 code for a protein of 313 amino acids. Lineage: Eukaryota; Metazoa; Arthropoda; Insecta; Hymenoptera; Apidae. Gene Ontology annotation, cellular component: membrane. The transcript has 5 exons. The record is from RefSeq and is a predicted model, not a curated record. Gene Ontology annotation, molecular function: phosphatidylinositol bisphosphate binding.